AUGUCCGAUGAUGAGGCAGACCCCGAGCUCGUAGAGCUUCUGCGCCAGCAUUUUCAGGGGAAACUAGACAUAAAGCAAGAAUCCGAGACCGGCGUUCUCGAAGAUUGCGAGUAUGUUUUCGACAGCAGCAUUGAUAUUGCCAUUGACAUGCGACAUUGCAAGAAGGCCGCUGAAGAGAUUUACACCCAGAUGCAGAAAAGGGACUACUCGACAAGCACCUGGUCGGAGCAUGAGCUUCACCCCAAAGCCAAGGAUGAAGCAACGGUGAACUUCAUCUUCACCAUGGACCUGCUGAACUUCUCCUUUUGGUCCGAAUUGCCCGAUAAGGAGAGAUUUGCCAUUGAAUACAAGGGAAAGCGCUGGACAGGUUACUGGAGCCUUGUGGCCGCUCUUCAAAGAGCCUUAGAUGAGGGGAUUCCAAUCACCAGCCCCCAGUACUGGCAGGAUGAGGAGAAAUGCAACUUGGAUUCAUUACGCCAUGUAUUCCGCUCGUGUACCGAGGAGGAAAUGCCGCUGCUCAAAGAGCGACUGGACUGCCUCAGAGAGGCUGGCCAAGUUCUUGAAGAGUAUUACGAUUCAUCAGUUGUCAACCUUAUUGAUGAAGCAGAUGGUUCUGCUGCAAGUCUCGUCAACAUCCUUGCCAAGGAUUUCGACUGUUUCCGUGACGAGCAUCCCUUCAAGGACCGGGAGAAGCCCAUUCGCUUCCUCAAACGCGCGCAGAUCCUUGUAGCAGAUCUGUGGGCUUGUUUUGAUGGCAAGUCCUACGGAGAAUUUGACGACAUUGAUAAAAUUACCAUGUUCGCGGACUAUCGGAUCCCUCAAGUUCUCAUCUCAAUGAACGCCCUCUACUGCAGCCCAGUUGUCGCAGCAGCCAUCCGAGACAAGCAGAUGCUAACAAAUGGGAGUUCGUGGGAGAUGCAGUUGCGAGCCUGCAGCAUCUGGUGUGUUGAGCUCAUCCGGAGAGAGAUCAAGAGAAACCACCCGAAAGCACACAUUAAUGCUAUAUUGAUUGACUUCUUUUUGUACGACAAGAUGAAAGAGUUGGAGGAAGCCGGGGAAGAGCCGAUUCCGCAUCAUCGGACUAGAAGCAUUUGGUACUAG
Messenger RNA from Clonostachys rhizophaga, 1101 nucleotides. NCBI's taxonomy places the organism in Eukaryota, Fungi, Ascomycota, Sordariomycetes, Hypocreales, Bionectriaceae. The record is from the annotation of a GenBank genome assembly.